UUCAUUUUUCAUUUCACAGUGGUAUGCGUGGCUUUCUCCACCGGCUUGGAUGAAUACGACGAGGUUCCAGGAGGCGAGGCUCUUAUCUUUAACAAGGUUUUCCUCAACGUUGGCAGUGGCUACAACAGCUUAACUGGUAUCUUCACAAGUCCCAGCGCUGGAAUCUACGUAUUUCACAUCCACGCGUCUACUAAAUGCUCACACGACUUCUGGGUGGAACUUUUCCACAAUAAUGAAUACGUCAUUUCCGCAUUCGCUCGACAAAAUAAAGACUUCGAUUCGGCAGGAAACACAGUGAUUCUACAGCUGAAUGAAAACGACACAGUCUGUGUGAAGGCACACAGACAAGCAUAUUUAUUCGGGCAGGCAAAAGAAAUCUACGCCACUUUGAGCGGAUACCGCAUCGAUCUCUAA
Messenger RNA from Candidula unifasciata, 414 nucleotides. The record is from the annotation of a GenBank genome assembly. Lineage: Eukaryota; Metazoa; Mollusca; Gastropoda; Stylommatophora; Geomitridae.